AUGGAAAAUGUGUCAUCGACGCAAGCAGGACUACAGCGGCAACACCUACCUGGGCCUCCAGCUGGGCACAGAGCGCUUCAGGGCCGUGAUUCUGGACUCGCAAAUGAAGGUGCAGUACACGGCCAAAAUAAGCUACGACGUGGAUCUGCCAGAGUUCAAGACAUCGGGAGGAGUGCUCACCGAUGCGUAUCCCGACGAGAGCCUCGCUAAUCCCGUUAUGUGGGUCAAGGCCCUGGACAUGCUGCUGAAUUGUCUGAGCAGCCAGGGAGCGGAUCUGCACUCGGUGGCGGCCAUCGGGGGAGCGGCCCAACAGCACGGCUGCGUCUUCUGGUCGGACAUCGGACUGCGGCGUCUGUGCAACCUAAAUCCGAUCCUGCGCCUCCACGAGCAACUCAAUGCCGGCGCCUUUGAGCUGACGCGCACGCCCAUCUGGAUGGACGGUUCGGCGGGCGCGCAGGGCUUCGAGAUGGAGCAGAAGUUGGGUGGCUCCGCCGACCUGGCCGCCAUCACGGGCUCGCGUGCCUAUGCGCGGUUCACUGGCCCGCAGAUUCGCAAGGUCUACCAGCAGUGUCCGGAGCACUACGCGCGCACGUCGAGGAUUUCGCUGGUGAGCAGCUUCCUCUCCUCGCUGCUGGUGGGCGGCGUGGCCUCCAUCGACUACUGCGACGGUUCGGGCAUGAACCUGCUCGACAUCAACAGCCGGAAGUGGUCCGAGAAGUGCCUGGAGGCGUGUGCCCCAGACCUGGCCAGGCGGCUGAUGAAGCCCAUCGCACCGUCGCGUCUCCAGGGGCGCGUGGCCGACUACUACGUGAAGCGCUGGAAUUUCCGGCCCGACUGCAUGGUGGUGCCGGCCAUCGGCAUCGCCCAGUCCAGAUACGUGGGCAUGCUGCUGGAGAAGGACCUGCUGAUGCUCUCGCUGGACAUCAGCGACACCAUGCUGGUGCACCUGGGCGCGGCUCACCGCAAGAUGGACGAGGGCCAUGUGCUGUGCCACCCCACCAUACCCAACGAGUACCUGGGUCUGCUCUGCUUCCGCAACGGCUCGGGUGUGCGGCAGGCCUUCUGCGAGGAGCUGGCCGACGGCGACUGGGAACGCUUCAAUGCGAUGCUCGACUCCACGCCCAUGGGCAACGGCGGCAACACGGCCCUGCAUUUCUACGACAGAGAGAUCGUACCCGAGGCCAAGGGCACGCUGCGCUGGCACUCCCGCCUGAAUCCCAUGUCGCAGGAUGCGCUCCGCGGCGUCGAGGAGUUCGAUCGGCCCGAGACGGAGGCCCGCGCCCUCAUCGAGGGCCAACUGAUGCAUCAUCGCGCCAUUGCGCAGGAGCUGGGCUUCCAGUUCGGACCCAACACCAUGGUGGUUAUGGCGGGUUCCGACUCGGGUAACCGCAGCAUCCUGCAGAUCGUGGCCGAUGUCUUCAAUGCCCCCGUCUACGAGAAGCUCGGCCCUGGCCCCUGUCUGCUCGGCUGCGCCUACCGCGCCCGCUACGCCUUCUACGAGCACCGCGAGGCCACCUGCAGCUGUCGCCGCUGCCGCAAAGGCCGUCCGCCCAAGCAGAGCUUUGGGCAGUUCUUCAGCAAGCUGCCCAAGGAUCUGCGGCUCGUGGCCGAGCCCCGUCCCGGCUGUGAGCAGAUCUAUGCGCCGCUCAUUGUGCGCUGCAUGAACAUGUGCCAGCUGCUGGCGGCCAGCACCAGCAUACACGACAGUCACAUAAUCAUGGAGACGUGAUUCGCAUCUACCUAAAGCUUUAAUUGCCAGAGUCCAUGGGUCAACAAAGUGUCUUGGGCUAGAAGUCAGCAUCCCAGCCGGAGAGCUCGUCCGGCGGCUCAAUGGGGUCACAGGGGAAACGAUCGAAGUAGCGCACAUCCGUGGCAUGGGCAAUGGGCCGCACAAAGGGCGGUAUCAGCAGCUGGCUGGCCAGGCCAUCCCAGUCAAAGCCAAGGAACCAUCUGGACAGAAAAGAAAAGUCGUUACAAUGCCCUCCAAUAUUCGACAAGGAUUCCGCCACUCACUUGUGCUUCUUGAUGUCCUGUAUGCCGCCCGUCUGGUAGCCCAGCCGCUCCGAGGGCACGUCGCGGCAGAGCCGCUUAAUGAGCUGCACCGCCCAGCGGGACGUGUGCUUGGGGAAGUCGAUCAUGUCAAUGCCCUUGAGAAUGAGGUUGUACGUCUGCAUGGGAUCCGGGGCACUAAAAGGAGGACUGCCAAAAGCCAAAACAAAAGCAGCUCGUGGAUGAGGAUGCCCAGCGCCCAGUAAUCCACGGCACGAUCGUGGCCCUUGUUCAGGAUAAUCUCGGGCGCCACGUACUCGGGCGUGCCGCAGAACGUCCACGUCUUGGCGCUGGUGCCAAUGUGCUUGGCAAAGCCAAAGUCCACCAGCUUCACGUAGCCGCGCUCGUCCAGCAUCAGAUUCUCGGGCUUGAGGUCGCGAUAGAUGAUGCCGCGUGCGUGCAGAUACUCGAAGGCCUGCAGCACACAGCCAAUGAUGAACUGAGCGGCAUUGUCCUCGAAGGAGCCGCGGUCGCGCAGCAUUGUCCAGAUCUCGCCGCCCAUGCACGCCUCCAGCAGCAUGUAGACGUACUUCUCGUCCCGGAAGGUGCGAUGCAGGCGACAGAUGAACGGACAGUGGGAGCUGAGCAUGAUGGUGCGCUCGCUGAAGAUGUGCUCCUCCUGCUUGGUGUCCACAAUGUGCCGCUUCUUCAGGCACUUCAGGGCAAAGGUGUCGACGCGGCCCUGGUGGUGCGCCUUGACCAGUUCCACGCGCCCAAAGCCACCGAUGCCCAGUGUGCUGACCACCUCGAGAUCCGUCAGCCGCAAAUCGGGGAACUCCUGCUGCUGGGCAUGUGCGCCGAGCACCUCGUCGCUGUGCGCGGCCGCCUUCAUGGCCAGCAUGCGACUCUCGUCGCCGUAGUCCUUCUCCUUGAGCUCGCACAGAUCGCCAAUCAGCCGCUUGAACGAGUCCCUGUCCAGCGACAGGCACUCCACGCCGGGCGACAGGGCUAUAAUGUUCGCCGUGCGCUUGUCCUCGUUGAUGAGCGCCUGUUCCCCGAAGUAGUCGCCGCGGGCGAGUGUGCGCAGCUCCGUCUCCUCCAGCGCGUUGGGCGUCAGCUUCUGCGUCACCCGGACAUUGCCCUGCGAGAUGAGGAAGAAGCUGUCGCCGGCUGUGCCCUGCCGAAUGAUGUACGUGCCAGCGGCAUAGAACUCCAGCUCGAGGACAUCGGCGAUCUUGGCCAGCAGCUCCUCGCUGAGAUUCCGCAGCAGCGGCACCGAGCGCAGGAAAUUGACGCUGUUCUCGAUCCGCUGCAGGCCCGUGCGCAUCAUAAUCUGCUGGAAGACGCGCCGGUCCAGCACCCACACACGAGACUCGCUCAGCACCCGGAUGGAGGCGGUGCGCGUGCAAUUGUAGAGAAUGGCCAGCUCCCCGAAGGCCUUGCCCGGCCCCAUCUUGUCCAGCACCUUGCCGUUCUGCAUCACCGCAAACUCCCCGCCGGCGGACACGUACAGGUGGGCACCCACCUCGCCCUCGCGUAUGACAAACUCCCCGGCCGCUAUGCUCUUGGAGUACAUCGAAUCGACCAGCUCGCGCACCUGCGAGGCGUCGAUGUUCUUCAGGAAAUCAUUGUCCAUGAUGGCAUCUUUGAUCUGUUGCUUAUCGCUGUAAGAAAGUGAAGUUCGUUGCUUAGUAGGAGGCGGAAAUGAAAGUGUAUAUUGGACCCACCUGAAA
Messenger RNA from Drosophila obscura, 3722 nucleotides. RefSeq names its product xylulose kinase. NCBI's taxonomy places the organism in Eukaryota, Metazoa, Arthropoda, Insecta, Diptera, Drosophilidae. The record is from RefSeq and is a predicted model, not a curated record. Gene Ontology annotation, biological process: xylulose metabolic process; D-xylose metabolic process. Bases 8 to 1729 code for a protein of 573 amino acids. Gene Ontology annotation, molecular function: D-xylulokinase activity. The transcript is spliced from 2 exons. Gene Ontology annotation, cellular component: cytosol.